Molecule: messenger RNA, 1424 nt
Organism: Carya illinoinensis
Lineage: Eukaryota; Viridiplantae; Streptophyta; Magnoliopsida; Fagales; Juglandaceae
Product: protein ABIL2-like
Exons: 10
Coding region: 344-1267 (307 amino acids)
Source: RefSeq, a predicted model, not a curated record
CUAAAUAUAUAGAGAUAUUUGCAGCAUGAGUUAAUGACUUUAAUACGGUAUGCACCAAAUGAAAUAAUAUUUUGGCAUUAUGUGGAUCUCGAGAAAAUACUUUCAUCUCCAAGGGGCAACGGGCAUAAAGUUCUGGGUCUUGAAUUAUUUCGAUAGUAUUUAUUAAGAAGAACAUUUUCUUAACAACCCAAGAUUCAUUAUUUCAAUUCAUAUUAGAAAACUAGACUUGCAAGCUUUCUAUUUCUUGCUUGCUUGUUCAGAGUUGAGAGUGAAAGAACUACAAAGACGUCCUCCACUGUAGUCUUUAGUCUGUAUUAUAAAUUGUCGAACUCAGCCAAACCAAAUGGAAGCAAAAAAUACUCAUUUCAUGGAAAGAGGAAAUUCUACUUCUGUUUCUCCGCUGCAACAAACUUCCCACCAUGAUGAACUCUUCAUGCGGCAGAGGUUGCUCUUUUCAGAUAGUCUCAAGGAAUUGAAGAAUCUGAGGAAACAGUUGUACUCAGCAGCAGAGCAAUUUGAAGUAUCUUACAGCAAAGAAGAUCAGAAACACAUAGUGGUGGAUACAUGUCAAGAUUAUGCCAUUAAAGCAUUGGUCAAUACAGUGGACCACUUAGGUUCUGUGGCGUUUAAGAUUAAUGGGCUUUUGGAUGGAAAGAUCUGCGAACUAUCAGGAACUGAGCUUAGGUUCUCUUGCAUUGAACAGAGACUUCAAACUUGCCAAUACUUCAUUGAUCGCGCGGGUCUUUUUCAACAAUCAUUGGCUCUAAAAUUUCCCAAGCAUCAUAAGCAGUACAUUAUUCCAGCUAGGACAACCAUGGAUGCUGUUGGCCAAUCUCAACCAAAAUAUCACAAUGCUAAAGAAGACUUAUGUCAGUUCAAAGUUGAUCGAGCAACACUGAGUGACACCUCUCCAGCAGUAGUCAGAAAAGGGCACUCUGCACUGUGGUCUGCUCAAUCCUCCUCAAGAUCUGGAGCUUUUCAGUUCACAAAAGCUGCAUCGAAGAAAGCACCGGAGAAACGAGCAGUCUCCCCACAUCGAUUGCCAUUUAUACGUUCUGGUUCUCUUGCUAACAGAUUAACUACUAUAAACUCUUCCGCAGACAGACCACGGCACCCAUCGGAGCCCCGGAGACCAGUUUCAUCGUUUAUUCAUGUUGAAAGAGAGGGAACAAAAGAAAUUACAAAACAUUCAAGCAAAAGCAAACCACUGUUUAAGGCCUUGCUUAGCAUGCACAGGUCCAUGAAGGAAGGCAUGCUAUACAAAUAGUUGGAGGAACUAAAAGCAGUAUGAUAGGAAGCUGAAUGGCCAACAUAACAUUAUCUUUAAGCCUCCUAUUUGUCUGUUUUGGUCUGAAACUCUCAAAUUUGUAUUUACACUUUGUUUCCAAGUUUAUAGCUUUACAAUGUGCAGUUGAUAGCUCCUC